AUGUUCCAGACUGUACAGGCCCCUGACGCUACUGAAUGGGACAAGGAAGUUGAGCUUUACAUGGGCGUUUGGGUCAGCGCUACGCGGUUGGCACGCGGCGGAUUCGUUCUGCAUAUGAUGAAACCAUAUCUACGUGUUGUAUCAGCCGCAGAUGGCAUUUGCUCAUUCUUCUCAGACAGCGAAACAUUUUUGAAUUCAAGGCAAGGAAAGCGUGAAGGUUUAAGCUUUCACUCGGCAAUAUAUUCUGCCGAGCUCCGGCCCAUAGUUACAUCGCGGGCUGCACGAGAUAUGUUCUGCUAG
Pseudocercospora fijiensis CIRAD86 is the source of this 300-nucleotide messenger RNA. RefSeq lists its product as uncharacterized. Bases 1 to 300 code for a protein of 99 amino acids. The transcript has 5 exons. NCBI's taxonomy places the organism in Eukaryota, Fungi, Ascomycota, Dothideomycetes, Mycosphaerellales, Mycosphaerellaceae. The record is from RefSeq and is a predicted model, not a curated record.